UGACGCGCUUCCCCCCCAGAGAGCGACCCCAAGAACUACCUGACCUAUUACAAGCGGGCGACCAUCUACCUGGCCAUGGGCAAGUUCCGCGCGGCUCUGCCCGACCUCUCCAAGGCCAUCGAGCUGAAACCCGACUUCCUGGCUGCUCGGCUGCAGCGCGGCAAUAUCCUUCUGAAGCAGGGCCACACGCAGGAGGCCCGGCAGGACUUCGAGGCCGUGCUGCGGAACGACCCUGGGCAUAAGGAAGCUGAGAGCCAGCUGGCCCGAGCCACCGAGCUUGAGGUGUCCAUGCAGGAAGCCCAAGCAGCCUAUCGGAGAAAGGACUACGCUGGAGCCAUCGGCAUCCUGGGACAUGCCAUCGAGAUCUCACCGUGGGACCCUGAGGCGAAGGAGCUGCGGGCUGAGUGCCACCUGCACCUGGGAGACCCCACCAAGGCCAUCCUGGACCUGAAGCCCACCACCAAGCUACGCAGUGACAACCGGGCUGCCUUCCUCAAGCUGAGUCGCCUCUACUACCGCCUGGGCGAGCACGAGGAGGCCUUGGCCCAGGUGCGGGAGUGCCUGAAGCUGGACCAGGAUGACAAGGCCUGCUUCUCCCACUACAAGCAAGUGAAGAAGCUGUCCAAGCAGCUAGAGUCUGCGGAGGAGCAUGUCACGGCACAGCGGUAUGAAGACGCCAUAGAGAAGUACAAGGCAGCUAUGAAAACUGAGCCCAGCGUGGAGGUCUACACCACCAAAGCCAAGGUCCGGAUCUGUCACUGUCUCUCCAAGAGCAAGAGACCCCGGGAAGCCAUCGACAUGUGCACAGAAGCUCAUCAGCGGGACCCCCGCAAUGUCUUCGUGCUGCGUGAUCGGGCUGAGGCCUACAUCCUAAAUGAGGAGUUUGAGAAAGCUGUGGAUGACUACCAGGAGGCCAAGGAGUUUGACGUGGAGAAUGAGGAGCUGAAGGAGGGGCUGGAGAGAGCCCAGAAGCUGCUAAAACAGUCCAAGAAGCGUGACUACUACAAGAUCCUGGGUAUCCGGAGAAACGCCAACAAGCAGGAGAUCAUCAAGGCCUACCGCAAGCUGGCACAGCAGUGGCACCCGGACAACUUCCAGUCGGACGAGGAGAAGAAGGAGGCAGAGAAGAAGUUCAUCGACAUUGCAGCCGCCAAGGAGGUGCUGACAGACCCAGAGAUGCGGCAGAAGUUCGACUCCGGCGAGGACCCCCUGGACCCCGAGAACCAACAGGGAGGUGGGGGCCAUGCACACCAGUGGCCUUUUGAAUUUAAUCCCUUUGGCUCUGGCAACUUCCACUUCAAAUUUCAUUUCAACUAACUCCAGGGCCCAUGGGCCCUGCCCCACCCCACGCCACGGUGACAUGGGGGAGAGAGAGAGCGGGACAGGAGGCAACCACACGCUCCCUGUCUCCAUCCACGUGUCAGAUGUUCUUUGCCAUAUUCCUGCCUGUCAUGGGGCACCAGCUGUUGCGCUUGGCUGGGACACAGAAAGAGUCGGAGGCUUCACUGCACCAAGGAGGUUUGGGUGGAGGCCGACAGCCUCUCCCAGUACCCUAGGAUCUCAAACUUAGAGGAGAGAGGUCCCACCGGUUGAUGUUGGAGAAGUGCCAGGGGGCGACUGGCCGCUAUUGAACGUCUGGAGGGGGCCAUGGCAACAUCCAGCAGUGGAAGGGGUCGCUGCCUGCCAUGGGGGCUCCUGUUUCCUAAUCAGCCCCCAAAUACUGUCCCGGGCCCUGCUGUCUUCCCCUGACAUCUCCUGCUGCCACUGCCCUGCUGCACGUGUGGAGAACGGGGUGCUGGUUGCCCCACCUACCCCCAACCCCUUCCAGUCUCCAAGCUGGGCAGCGGGGGAUGACUGGAAAAGGCACCUUGGCUCCUCACCAGCCUCCAAGGAGACCCUGGUGGCAUUCCCCCAUCCGUCACCCCAGGAGUGGGGGGCUGAGGACCUGUGUGGAGCUCUCCCCACCUCAGGCUGUGCUUUCUCCCCCUGCUCUUCGAUACUGCCCCAGGGGGUAGCUCAACUCAGCUUCCCCCCUGGUUCUUUUGUAGAUACACUUUGGACUCUGGGUUCUCGGCUCUGCUGGUUUGUGGGGUGGUAGAAGCGUCCCUAGGGCUGCCCGCAGGGGCUUUAACUCUGCCCCCUGGCCUGGGAGUUUUUCCUCUGUCCUCUGUGGCCUAGCCCACGUCCUCCCCCGGAGUCCAGAUAGUGCUGGGGGCAGACCACUGGCCAUGGGGCACUGCCUGUCUCCUUCCCCACUGUGCCAAGCCGCAAGCUCUGUACCACCAAGUGCCUUUCUCCAAGAGGUCGUCCGGGCCUUGGAGUACACAAGCACGAAGAAGGCCAGUUACCCUCCCAGAGCCAGGAUGCCACGUGGACCCUAGACCAGAGCCAAAGGGCUGCCCCAGGAGUCAAACGUGGUAGGAAGGAGUUGUGGGGAGGGUCUUUGUGAGGUGAUGCUAGCUGCUUCCUCCCCCACACACAUGCACAUAGAGCUUGGUCCCCACAUCUCCACUAAAAUAAAACUUUUAUUUUGUACAAAACUCCAGGCCAGUGGCACCUGGCACAAGCCCCCCCUUCCAGGGUCAGGUUCGUGUCACCUGCUGGAGGGAGGGGAGAUGCA
This is a messenger RNA of Alligator sinensis (Chinese alligator), 2620 nucleotides long. RefSeq names its product dnaJ homolog subfamily C member 3-like. The record is from RefSeq and is a predicted model, not a curated record. Gene Ontology annotation, biological process: protein folding in endoplasmic reticulum. The coding region runs from base 76 to 1317 and encodes 413 amino acids. The transcript is spliced from 10 exons. Gene Ontology annotation, cellular component: endoplasmic reticulum. Lineage: Eukaryota; Metazoa; Chordata; Crocodylia; Alligatoridae. Gene Ontology annotation, molecular function: protein-folding chaperone binding; misfolded protein binding.